AUGCACGUGCUUGUGGCUUGCUCCGGCUUAGUCAUCCGCGCGGACCCUCGACUCGGGGCUUCUGGGUUGGAAGAUUCGGCCGAUCAAGUCGCAAGCUCGCGAACGCCACACCGCCAGACACGUCUUCUGCGCCCGCUCCCCUACGUCAGCCGCGAUCGCGUCAACAGCGCUGCUUCGACUGCGGGACUGGCCCGCCCUCCUCUCACCGUGGCGUCGCUCAACACGGUCCUCGACGACGUGAAGAAGUCGUUUCGCUUCUUCAAGAACCACCCCGCCCUGUCCACGACGGUCCCGCCGAUCCACGCGGACGAAGAGACGGCAGACGCACUCACCAGGAUCCUGCACGCCCUGCGCAUCGCCGAGAUUGCAGACUUUGCCGCGAGCCUCCGCCUCGACGAUCCCGCGUACCUCAGCACCGCUGCCCUCGGACUCGCGGCAGUCGUCGUCGUCGUCGUCAUGUCGUGGUUCUCCCGCGCCGGCGGCAGCUGGGGGGGCCGCUUCUCGCCGUUCGGGCGGCCCAGCCAGAACCCGAGCUCGGGCGUGGUGAACGACUCGGACUUUUCGUACAUUACCAACGAGGACCUGCGCAAGAACAACGGGAGCGCGCCCGAGAGCGCCGACUGGGCCGAUGCGAACCCCGAGCGCGAGACGGACGUGGUCGUGUUCAAGGAGAAGCGGACGCACUACCCGACGCACUUUCCCGCGCACAGCAUCCGCGACGGCGACCUGAGGAUCGGCACCGUGCGGCAGGCGGCGGCCAAGAAGCUGGGUGUUGAUGACGCCCGCCGGAUACGCAUGUUCCACAAGGGCCGCAACCUCAAGUUUGACGAGCGCAGCGCGCGCGAAGAGGGCCUGCGCGGCGACGGCUCGGGCAGCGAGAUCCUCGUCACCAUUGGCGAAAGCCCCGCGGGCGGCCUGGCCCCGGCCGCAGACGACGCGGCGCCGCCGUGGAGCGACAACGAGGGCUCGGGCUCCGACGACGUCGGCUCGGGCGCCAACGGCGCAGGCAGGAAGAAGAGCCGGAAGCGCGGCGGCCGCAAGCCCAAGAAAAAGGGCCCCGCGGACUCGUCGACGGCGGGCGCGUCGACGCCGGGCUACUCGUCCGCCGCCCCAUCCGGCGCAGAGUUCCUCCCCAUCCCCGCGCACAUGAGCAGCGCGCGGCCGCCGUCCACCAAGCCCAAGCCGGCGGCGGCGGCGGCGGCGCCGCAAACGGCGUCGCAGAAACUCGCGGCCAUUGCGCACACUUUCCACACCGAAUUCGUGCCGCUGUGCGAGCAGUUUAUGAGCGCGCCGCCCGCGGACAAGAGCAAGCGCGACUUUGACUACAAGAAGCUCAGCGAGACGAUCCUGACGCAGAUCAUCUUCAAGCUGGACGGGGUCGAGACCGAGGGCGAUGCUGAUGCGCGCGCACAGCGGAAGGCGCUCGUCAAGGAGGUCCAGGGAAUGCUGGCCAAGCUGGAUGAGGCGGGUAAGCAGGCGCAUAUUUAG
Didymella exigua CBS 183.55 is the source of this 1488-nucleotide messenger RNA. RefSeq lists its product as uncharacterized. The transcript has a single exon. The record is from RefSeq and is a predicted model, not a curated record. The coding region runs from base 1 to 1488 and encodes 495 amino acids. Gene Ontology annotation, molecular function: protein-folding chaperone binding. NCBI's taxonomy places the organism in Eukaryota, Fungi, Ascomycota, Dothideomycetes, Pleosporales, Didymellaceae.